CGUCGAGUGACCCCUCGUGUUUUCUACGGUGGUUUGCUCUCUGCUUGGGGUCAGGGACACCAGCACUGAACGGUUCCCGUCUUUGUGAAAUGUGUACGUACAAGAUGCGAAAGCACAACACUAGGUGCACUUGAUCGUGCAGGACGACGUCACUUUGGCUAGUGCUUCCCAGCAUAAAGUCAAAUUUAUCAACCGUCGAAUCCUUGGGGUUGCUGUUCUUUUCGCGAACAUGUCAACAGUCGGCGGACAGGCGCACUUAUAAACACCAUCCACCCUUAGGCCUCAGGCCCUAGUCUCUGUCCCUCCAUCUCAACACGAGACUGCCAACACGAUGCCCUCCCAGCUCCGCCAGCUCCUCGAGCUCAUGACCCAGUCGGUCGAGGCCCUCGAGCGGGUCUGCGAGCAGACAGGAACCUCAAUCCCCGACCUCAACGCGCCGCUCACGCCUGCGUCCGAAGCAUUCCGCCGCGGCCCCGAGGCUAUGGAGGCUGUGAAAGUCAUUGUCGCCGCUGCGGAACAUAUGUCAGCCAUCGUGUCCCCUCCACACAGACAACUCUACAAGUUUGUCGCCGGGCCGACCAGAGCGGUCGCCGUCAGGGCUUGCCUCGAGGCGAACGUAUCGGAAAUUCUUCGCGAAGCGGGACCUUCGGGUAUGCACGUCAACGACAUGGCGAACAAGAACGGGCACGACCCUGAGAAGCUCGCACGUUUCUUGCGAUUCCUCGCAUCUCAUCACAUCUAUCGCGAAGUUUCGCCAGACGUCUUUGCUCACACUCGCAUCUCAUGCUUGCUGGACACCCGCAAGCCGAGCGCAGAAGUUAUUGCCAACCCUGAACAAAAGUACGACAAUACUCGCGGCUUCGCUGCCGUGGCAAGUCACCACCUCGACAUUACGUUCAAAACCGCGUCGCUGGCCUGGGAAGCGCUGGCCGAUCCAAAGACGCGGUUUUCCAACGAGCCUGCGGACGCACCCUUCUCGCGUGCCUUCCCCCAGGACAAGACGCUCUGGAACCUCCUGGAGCGCGACAGCUUCGCUCGGAACCGCUUCGACAUCACAAUGCAGGUCAAUGCGGACAGCCAGCCGCCCGACUCGAUCUUCCGAGCGUUCGACUGGCAGCGCCUCCCGGCGGGCGCCAAGGUCGUCGAGGUCGGCGGCGGGAUGGGCACGUCUGCCCUCCCGCUUGCCGCCAGAUUCCCCGAGCUGAAGCUUGUCGUGCAGGACCUGCCCGACGUCACUGCAAAGGCCGAGAAGCUCUGGGAGAAGGAGAUGCCGGAAGCGAUAGCCUCGGGACGCGUCGUCCUCCAAGGUAACCCUCCUCUCCUUCUCUCCCUCUCAGAAAGACACGCUGACCAUUGGCACGCACCAGGCCACGACUGCUUCGCGCCGCAGCCGCAGACCGGCGCAGACGUCUUCCUGCUCAAGCUGAUCCUCCACGACUGGGCGGACGACUACUGCCUCAAGAUCCUCCGCCACCUCCGUGCGGCCGCGCGCCCGGACACGGCGCUCGUCGUCAUUGACGCGCUCGUCCCGUACGCCUGCCGCGGCGCCGAGAAGGAGGUGGCCGCGAUCCCCGGCGCGGAGGGCGACCAGGCGCCCGAGCCGCUCCUCGCGAACUACGGCACCGCGAACGAGCUCGUGUACUUCAUGGACGUCAACAUGCACCUCCUGUUCAACGCCCAGGAGCGCACCGUCGCGCAGUUCGAGCGGCUCCUCCGCCGCGCGGGCUGGGCCAUCAAGGCGGUCCACCGCUCGCACGAGAACAACGGCGUCUUCAUGCAGUCUGUCGAGGCGGUCGCUGUUUGAGUUGUGGGGCAGGGGCUUGAGGAUCGGUCGGGGGGCUGGCUGGAGGGUUGGACGUUGGUUUUCUUGUGUUAUAGUCUUGCGACGUGUAUGCGCUGGUGUGGACCUUGUGUUUGUUUGGAAAAUAUGCCAUGUGUAGUAUAUGCUGCUGUCUGUGAAAAGUAUUCAUGUACACGUUGGAUGUGCGGUACCACGCGAGAUGAGGUCCACCG
Molecule: messenger RNA, 2013 nt
Organism: Phanerochaete carnosa HHB-10118-sp
Lineage: Eukaryota; Fungi; Basidiomycota; Agaricomycetes; Polyporales; Phanerochaetaceae
Exons: 10
Coding region: 332-1804 (490 amino acids)
Molecular function (GO): O-methyltransferase activity
Source: RefSeq, a predicted model, not a curated record